AAGAAAUAAAACACUAGGUGAUGAGAUGGAUUAUUGGGUUUACUCAGGUGAAAAUCUUGGGAAAAGGGAGAUUAUUCAAAUUCAUGUUGAUUGGUUUGAGUGGAAUUUCAACUUGGAAGAAUAACGAACAAGAAGAAAAAAAGAGGAGAUGGCCAAAAACAAGGACGACAUAAAAUAUAGAACAGCUUGGGCGAAGUUAUUGGAAGAUGAGAUUUUAAGGGUGAGAUACAAGACAGGCACCCCCAUUGAAGGAGGCAAGAUUGCUGAUUUUGGACCAGUUGAUCUCUUCUUUGGUGCUCGUCACAUUUCCGACUCUGGACCAGCCGGUGAAUGUGAUGCCACCACCCAGCAGUCACAAGUACACUAUACCGACAAAGAUAAUUCUGACCUCAAUAAAGAGAAAUUGGAUGUGGUCUAUCACAACCAAUUAAGCUAUAUGUUGUACUUUUAACGCAAUUGUUCGGUCGGAGAAUAUGACCCACCAUCGAUCGUUUGAGAUUUGACCCUGUGACUAUCAUUUAUCUGAUAUCCCCACAAAUGAUGGUUUCUCAUAGUCUGAGCUGGACGAUCACAGGAGUCUCCUAAUAAACAAGGUAUUUGGCUAGAAGACAGCACAAUGGGGUGGAUGGUCGAGGUGUUGACGAAACAUUUUAUGCGAGUGUGGUAGAUAAGGAAAAUUAAAUGAUACGUGAAGGGCAUUUUUAAAUGACGCGAUUUGAAGUUUAUAGAGUAGUAAUCUGGAAUUUUCCUAUUUAACGAUGGAGAUGGCUAAACAGAAUAAAAUGAGGAAACUGAAUUCAUAGUUAGGAUAAGGCUUGGGUAAAGAUGUUGGUGAAGAAAUUUUACAAGUGGCAUAUUCAUAGCAGUUCUAAUCUGCAUGUAGCCAGCCCUUAAUUUGGCCACGCUGAUAGACAAAAGCUUGCGGGUGAUCCAAUCAUAUAUGAAUGUUCCAGAGAUCUCUACUACUCUUAUCUAUGAAGCCUGAUGUUAUGAAUCGAUCCCCUAGUUUUUCUUCCUCUAGGGACCUGGAGAUGAUCCCAUCACUACCCAAUUUAUCAUUCUCAAACUCUGCCCUUUCAAUCAAGUGUUCCACCAAAUGCUUUGUGGAUGUGCACAUGAGGUGAUCGAUGAAAUGAGGGUAUUUCAGUAAAUGAAUUCAAAAGGACGUUGCGGGUUGCGGCCACCCCAACUCUUACUCCCCUUUGCCCCCGUUGCGGACAGAUGUUAAAGACUUCACAAGUAGAUGAUGUUGAAGAUAGAUUACACACCGACUUGGGGAAGGAGGGCAGAGAGACACACACACAGUAACAAAGACAGAGAGAGGGAAGUGAUCUAGCCAUGAUGGAAGAAGGGAAGUUGGAGCUUAUUCUGGUUCCUUUGGGUGUGGUGGUGAUGGCGAUCUAUAAUGGGUGGCUUCUGAUGACUAUCCUGCGUACCCCAGCACGAACCGUCAUAGGCCUAAACGCAGACAGCAGGGAACAAUGGGUCUCUUCCAUGAUGUCUGAUCCACUAAGGAACGGCAUUUUGGCAGUUCAAACAAUACGUAACAACAUAAUGGCAUCUACAGUACUGGCAACGGCUGCGAUCACUCUCACUUCAAUCAUCGGUGUGUUUGUGAGCAGCAACGCAAACCCAUCCACUUCAGCAACAGAGUUGGUUUAUGUUAGCCAGACACAGCGCAUCUCUUGGAUCAAGUACUUUGCUAUCUCCCUCUGCUUCUUUGUUGCUUUCCUCUGCAAUGUGCAGUCUAUCAGAUACUAUUCCCAUGUCAGCAUAUUGGUUACAUUGCCUACAUUGAAGGACAGAAGAGAAUCAAUCGCAUACGCUGCGAGAAGCUUUAACCGGGGAAGCUACUUCUGGUCUCUUGGAUUGCGCACUUUCUACAUGUCUUUCCCUUUCUUGCUCUGGAUUUUUGGGGCCAUACCCAUGUUCGUUUGUUGCUGCAUAAUUCCUUGUACACAAUAUUUCCUGGAUACAACCACCAGAGUUACAAGGAACCUUCAUAGUUCCAGUUUUAGAGAGGUGACCGUGAAAAUGGAUGUUAAUGAAUCAGCCAGCAGCCAACCUUUAAUUUUGUCCAGAAAUUAGCAUAUUGUUCAUUAGUUGGGUCUUCUUAGACCAUAUAAAUUUCAAUGUUUUAAAUGUUGCUUCA
Nelumbo nucifera (sacred lotus) is the source of this 2152-nucleotide messenger RNA. RefSeq lists its product as uncharacterized. Lineage: Eukaryota; Viridiplantae; Streptophyta; Magnoliopsida; Proteales; Nelumbonaceae. The record is from RefSeq and is a predicted model, not a curated record.